ACAUGGAAGACUUAUACUAUAACCCCUGGGAAAAUAUUUAUGAUUCCAAGGCGAAGCUUUACAAUAUGGAGAUCAAAGUUAAAAAGAAGGUUGAAGAAGUCGAAAAAGAGGACGAUAAUCCUGAUAACAAAAACCCGCUGUAUGAAGAAGAAUUCCAACCAGAUAUCGAACCCAAAAAGGAUAAUGGAAAAACAAUCAUACAUCAUCAAAAAUCAGCCGAAAUUGGACAAGAUACGG
This is a messenger RNA of Racocetra persica, 237 nucleotides long. Lineage: Eukaryota; Fungi; Glomeromycota; Glomeromycetes; Diversisporales; Gigasporaceae. The record is from the annotation of a GenBank genome assembly.